Molecule: messenger RNA, 2493 nt
Organism: Maniola jurtina (meadow brown)
Lineage: Eukaryota; Metazoa; Arthropoda; Insecta; Lepidoptera; Nymphalidae
Gene: hd
Product: protein downstream neighbor of son homolog
Exons: 10
Coding region: 133-1830 (565 amino acids)
Biological process (GO): nuclear DNA replication
Cellular component (GO): nucleus
Source: RefSeq, a predicted model, not a curated record
AGUUGGUCAACAGAUUACAGAAAACAAGUGUUGAUUUUGUCCCGCGUUGUUUUUUAAAAUCCUCUAAAAUUACAAUGAAAUUUUGGUUUUUAUAGUGGAUACAAUUACAACGACUUCUUCUUACCUUUUGCCAUGAAUCCACCAUCACCAUGGAAAACACCAAACGAAGUAAUGCAACUGCACAAGCUCAAAAAGCGAAAGAAAGCUUUGCAGGAACGUAUGUGCCAUCCUUCAAGUUCAGUGAUUGAGGAAAGUAGUCAGAAACCUGUGGACCUGGAUUUCUCUAGAAUUCUCAAUAGAGACAAGAGAAAGAACCCAUUUUCAAAAAGCAAUGUGGAGCAAAAUAAAAGAGCCAAAACAGAAGAAGCAACUGAGCUAGAUCAAUCCAAUGAUAAAACUCUUUUUGCAUUGCUCAACCUGCCUGCUAAAGUGACGGAAAAACCUUCAUUAGAAGUUGACACUCAGAAAUUGGCAACAUUCUCAAAUCUUUUACAGAAAUUCACAGCUGAACAUGCAGUAGAAACACAUAUAGUAGAAAAUAAAUACAAACAUUUGACAAUAGACUGGGCUUUAAAAACUAAGAUAAGAUUAAUGUCUGCCAAACCUUUCCCCUGGACCACAAAGUUGAAGGCAAGCGAGGAAGCAUCAGGGAUUACAGGCUUUGUCCGUUGCCUGGACACGGCGUCGUCGUCCACGCUGGACACGUCGCCGCGCGCGCGUUUCCACCAGACCUGCCUGUACUGGCAGCACCCGCACCUACCCUGGCUCGCGCUGUUCCCGCGCGCCGCCGGCCGCGUGGCCGCCACCAGCUUCCUGGCCGCCAACGAGGACGCCAAGCGGGCGCUGCUCACCGAGUGGACCGAGAGCUUUAGAUCGCUGUUUCAGUUGUUACGCGCGCUACACUGCCCGUACUUCUACGUGUGCGCCAACGCGUUCACGUGCGUGUUUCGUGCAGCCGGCCUGUGCGGCGCGCCCGAGCCCUGCGCGCUCAUCGCGCCCACCACGCACGGCUUCAGGCACGCACUGAGGCAGGAAGAUGUAGAGUACACGAUGCCGCUGCGACCAGAUAACAAAAAGAAACUAAACACCUCCGACGAGGAGCGCGCUAAGAACGCCUCCAUUGACAGUUGCUACGACACAAUGGACGACGCGCGGACGGACAACCACUGCUCUGGGGACGAAGAAGAUCCGGACGAGUUCCUGUCACAAUUGGGCCUUGAGACGGACGAGAUCAAAAGGAUAAAUAACGCGCAGGCGCGCUUAACUCACACAGUGGAAACCAGCGUAGACAGCGCUGCAGAGUCCCUCGUGCUCGUCCGAGGGGCGGACGCUCAAGCGCUGUUCAACUUCCUCCUCAAUUGCAAGUCGCUAGUCAGCCCCAGUGGGCCCUUCGGGGGCGUCCCUCCAACCCUUCUAGCGCCUACAGCCUUUCACGGAGGAACGCUGCAGUCUCUCAAAGUACGAGAGAACGUCAUACAUUCCGAAAGCAAAAAGUAUUACUCGAUAGAGCUUCGAGGCCCGAUCCUACCGACGACCGUGCACUCUCUGUUUAACGUCCUCAAGACCAGCUCCUGCGCACAGUACAGUGCGACUUUUGCACAUCACCAACCCACGCUGGCGUUUACGUGGGCAGCACAGAAAUUAGCCGAGGAUACAACCUCGAAAGAAAACGAGCCAAACAAUUUCGCGAAGGCCUUCAACAAGGAGAAUUUAUCCGACUGCGGCAUUAGCGAGGAGAUGUUGCAACUAUUCUGCUCUUCGGACGCCAGCGCUUUGAAGUCAAUAGACAGUGUUAAAUAUAAUGCGGAAGAUGGCACAUACAGUUGGUGAUGGAGCUGUGGCCAAACUUUUAGUUUGGUCUGAAGUCACAGAAAAGCGAGAAACCCGUGAACACUGGCACCCAUAUGUGGUCGACAUUCAAUCUACUUGUACGAAGCGUUCUUUCUUUCAAAAAAAAAUAACGAAUUUGACGUACUCACAAAUUAGUCGAUACUCUAAUUUCUUGGACACUUUAAAGAUUUUUAUAUGAACCUCUGGAGAUGAUACUGCCAUUGGCGCUACUAGAAUGCCAUAAGCCUACUUUGUCGUAUUACUUUACAAAUUGCGAAAAACCAAAUUCAAUUUGAAUUUCGCGGGCAGACCCGUUUAGUGCAUCUAUAAUGCACUUUACAAAGGCAAAGUGAGCCUCUAUAGAUGUCAACCUUCUUAGGUUGAAAUCUAUAGCGUACUUUGAGUUUGCCUAGACUUAAGUUCCAGUCAAAACGAGACAGAUUUAAGCCAGCGGUAUAACGCUGUCUCGUUUUAACAGUGAAGCAAAGUCAAAGUGCGCUCCAUAGAUCUGCCUUACAGUUAAGAUGCAGAAAUGUACUUAUUGUCUAUUUUGCAUGUGUUUUUGCGAGUGUGAUUUUUAUUCCAAAGUUGAAUCAAUUAAACAAAUAUAUUUUUUGUAUUCACUUUUGUUUCUAUGGAAAUAAUUACACAGUUUUUGUUUAC